UACGCGUAAUCAGACGCCGCCGCCGCCGCCGCCGCCGCCGCUGCCGCAGCAGAAGACUUCACAAACGACACAGCUGCCGCUCUCCGAACCAGAACAUCCCGGGCUUCACUUUGAAAACAGAUAAAAUGAAUCAAGAAGAAAAAAGUGACCGGGCUAUGCUGACUGCAAUGCAUCUAGGAGACAUUAAAGCACUGAAAGAACUGAUAUCAGAGGGUGCUGAUCCAAAUACGAAGGACUGCAAUGGCCGCCCCAUCAUAUUACAUGCAGCAAAAAAUGUGGAAAUUCUCAGAUAUUUAUUGGAAGAUGUUCACGUUCCAAUAGAAGCCUGUGAUAAAUGUGGCUACACACCUCUUUUGAGAGCAUCAUCAAGUGGAAACCUAGAUGCUGUGAAGUACCUGGUCUCAGCUGGUGCCAACCUCUUAGCCAGAACUGCAGUGGGUGAGACAGCACUGCACCUUUCUGCUCGCACUGAGUCAGUGGAGACUUUCCAAUUCCUCCAGCAGUCUGGAAUUCCAAUGGAUAUAGUGGAUAUCCGAGGCAGAACUGUGCUUCACCAUGCAGCUCAGUUUUCAUGUCCAAAGAUGGUGGAAUACAUCCUACAAGGGGGCUGGUGGCCUGUUGACUGCCAAGACAAGAAUGGACAGACACCACUGAUGUUGACGGCAGACUUCCCAAGAAGUGAGAAAGAUGGUGUCAUAUAUAUUCACUGGCGCAGUAUGUCAGAUGGAUAUGUAAACAAGGUUAUAAGGCUUCUUGUUGAUGCUGGGGCUGACCUUUCAAUAAAGGAUGUGCUUGGAAGGACUGUGCUUCACAGAACACUGGCAAAUAAGGAAAAUUUUAGAUUUUUGUGGGACAAAUGUCCAGAAUUCACACACUCUGUUGAUAAGAAAGGACAGACACCAGUACACAGAGGACUCUUAACCUUUCGCUAUCAUUAUGACAUGAGGUAUGUGGUACAGGAGUUGCUGGCAGCAGGUGCAGAUUACAAAUCACCUGAUGAAGAUGGGAAGACAGCUUUCAGUUUGGCAGUAGAGCAACAAUGUUAUGAUAUUGUGAAGUCAAUAGUGAAAGCAGGAGCUGAAACAUCAUGUUGUGGUAAAGACACAGUUACACAAAUUCUCCACCUUGCUGUAUGGAAUAAUGAUUUUGAGUUAACUAAAAAAGUAAUUGCUGAAGGAGCAGACGUGAAUGGCAGAACAAUUUGUUGGAGGUAUCCACCAUCAACAGAAAAAGGCCACACUGUAAGAUGUUUGGGAUGCCGCGCUGCAGCAGGUGGUGUAGUGCACGAUGAGCUGUCAGGCCACUCCCCUCUUUUUAAGGCUCUUCAUUCCUUGAAGAUGGUCAGAUUGCUGAUUGAUGCUGGAGCAGAUGUGAAUUUCAAAGAUGACUAUGGUUGCACUCCACUUCACAGAGCCCUUGAACAUGGACAUUUUGAGGUCUUCGAAGUGCUGCUAGAUGCAGGUGGUGAUCCAAAUAUUGUAGAUGUCUGUGGAGUAUCCCUGCUCCAUACAGUAGCAUCUAGAUCUGCAGCAAACAAGGGAAUAAUACAGCUCACAAGAAAGAUUAUAGAAGCUGGAGCCCGAGUGGACAAGACUGACCAUAAUGGCAGAACACCACUACGUUAUGCGGCAAGGGCAGGAAAUUAUAAGGUCUUGGAAGUGCUGCUAGAUGCAGGCGGUGAUCCAAAUAUUGUAGAUGUCUUUGGAGUAUCCCUGCUCCAUACAGUAGCAUCUACGUCUGUAGCAAACAAGGGAAUAAUAGAGCUCUCAAGAAAGAUUGUAGAAGCUGGAGCCAGAGUGGACAAGACUGACCAUAAUGGCAGAACACCACUACAUGAUGCGGCAAGGGCAGGAAAUUAUAAGUGUGUGGAAGUGCUCAUCAAGGCUGGAGCUGAUGUUAAUGCUGUGGACAUGGAUGGUGCAACACCACUUCUGAUGCAAACUAGAUGUUACUAUUAUGAGGUUACUGAAUUACUGGUUGCUGCUGGAGCUGAUUUAACAGCAAGUGAUAAAGAUGGUCAGAGACUCAUACACCGAGCAGCUCUAGCUGGCAGCACUACGGGCAUUGACAAUCUUAUAGAUAUUUGGCCUUCAACCUGGGGCUGUGACCACCAUGGGAACACUAUUCUACACUUUGCAACCAGAUAUGGCCAAAAUAGACUUAAGUGUAUAGAGCACAUUGUGAUGCGGAAGCUGGUAUCUGUAGAUGAGAGAAAUAUGGAAGGACAGACAGCACUUGCAACACUUUUGCAGCACAGUUCACACCGGAGCUCUGCACAGCGUGAAGUAGAGAUCUUGCUGGCAGCAGGGGCAAAUCCCACUGCUAAGGACAACAAAGGGAAUACACCUUUACACAUUGCAUCCAGUGUUGGCAAUGUGGAGGUAAUGAAGCUCUUGAUCAAGGCUGGAAUAGACUUUACUCUGAAGGACAUCGCAGGUCAAACAUCCUUUGACUGGACACCCAGUGCAGAGGGUGUGGACCAUCCACCACAUCUAGCAAACCAGAAAAAAGUGGAAAUAAUUAAUGGAAAGAACAAUGAAGGUCUAACACCACUAAUGCUUGCAGCAGGCAAGGAUGUAGUCAGCUUACUCCUCAGGGAAGGAGCAAGUAUUAGUGUGGAAGAUCACAAUGGGAGGACACCUUUGCAAGCAGCUAUUGACCAUGGCAGUCAUCAUGUAGUAAGAUUGCUAUGGGCAGCAGGAAGUAACUUUCUGGACAUCCCACAGGAGUGUCGCAUCAGAGCAGUUCAUUUAGCUGUAAAAUCAGCAGAUUUUGAGGUGUUGGAACAUUUGAUUUCUUUGGGAAUAUCCUUAUCAGACUGCUGGUGGGAUCCUGACCAUAAGACAACAUUGCUUCAUUGUGCAGCAGAAUGUGGUGUGGAAAUGCUGAAGUAUCUCACAAAUCUAGGUCAUACAGAACAUGUUCCAGAUUACAAAGGGCACACCCCAUUACACUGUGCCGUUCUGUCAUCAAAUUACAUAGGAACAAAGUAUUUGCUUGGUGAAGCACAUGUACCAGUUGAUGCCAGGGAUUUUGAUGGAAACACAGCUUUAAUGCUGGCAGCCAGCAAGGAUCUGCAUUACAGUGAACUAUUUGAUAUGUUUGAGAUUCUGGUGAAUGCCGGGGCAGACAUUAAUAUUAAAGACAGAAAUGGUAAGACUAUGUACCAAUUGGUAGAGGGUGCUUGGGCUGAUAAGACGAGAGAACUACUGGAUUACAUGCAAUAUCGACUUUAAUUAUAACAGGUGUACCACUUAAAACUGGUACACCUCAUGCUCAAGAUUAAAGUAACGGUGAAGUAACUAAAAAAAGAAUAGAUAACAGUAAUGUUAAAAAAUAUGUAGUUAUCUAUUUAUAUAAGAGAUGCUUGAAGUGGUUGCCAUGGACAUCCAGGCCACUUCACACAAGCAGUUCGCCUAGAGACGAUUAAGUGGUACAUGAGGUGUACUAGUUUUAUGUGGGACACUCCUUACAUGGGCCAGUAAAAAGUCCUGAAUGUUAACAUAAGCAACAAAUGAAGCUGUGGGAUAAUGUAUUUGGGGUACUUACCUACAUAUGAUUUAUUUUUGUAUGUUUCAUUAUGUUUUGAAUAAAGAUCUAAAAACCAUAUGAAACACUUUCAGCUUGAGAUAUUUUAAGAAUAUAUAGAUAUUUAUAAAUGUUUUCUUAUGCACAAAUUUCAUAAGAAAUACAAG
This is a messenger RNA of Schistocerca nitens (vagrant locust), 3695 nucleotides long. RefSeq names its product serine/threonine-protein phosphatase 6 regulatory ankyrin repeat subunit B-like. Gene Ontology annotation, molecular function: protein binding. The record is from RefSeq and is a predicted model, not a curated record. The transcript is spliced from 19 exons. The coding region runs from base 126 to 3236 and encodes 1036 amino acids. NCBI's taxonomy places the organism in Eukaryota, Metazoa, Arthropoda, Insecta, Orthoptera, Acrididae.